AUGAAAACGAAUCCAAAUGAAAAAAUUCCUUUUGUACAAUUAAGUAAGAUUAUUUCUAAUGAGCUGGUUGAUUUAAAUCCAAAACAGAUAGCUCACCAUUGGCGGAACAACCUUGAUCCUCGCCUCAGCAAAGAACAAAUCUCAGAUAAAGAGAAGUCAUAUAUUUAUUCAUGGGUCAUAACAAAUCAAAAAACUCGCUCUAUAAUUCAAUGGAACGAAUUACAAACUGAAAUGGUGACCAAAUUUGGAAAAUUCCGUUCGCGCAAUGACCUAAAAAAUAUUUGGUAUUCUAGGAAACGGCGCCUUGAACGAUCUGGAACUAAAGUUCCUAAUAAUGAUAUUGAUAAUCAUAAAGCUAAAAUUUCUUAUAUUUUAAAUUGA
This is a messenger RNA of Funneliformis geosporum, 381 nucleotides long. The record is from the annotation of a GenBank genome assembly. NCBI's taxonomy places the organism in Eukaryota, Fungi, Glomeromycota, Glomeromycetes, Glomerales, Glomeraceae.